Messenger RNA from Rotaria sordida, 765 nucleotides. Lineage: Eukaryota; Metazoa; Rotifera; Eurotatoria; Philodinida; Philodinidae. The record is from the annotation of a GenBank genome assembly.
AUGAAUUGCAUUUCAUUAUGUAAAUCAAUUCGAAUUCUUUAUAUUCCACCAUAUUAUGAAAAUCAUUUUGAAUUAACACUUGAUAGAUUAAUAACUCGUGAUAAAUAUGUCGAAUAUCAAGUAUUUACUAUCAAUAAAAAAUUUAUAACGAUAGAUUUUAAUUUUUUAUUAUCGAUGUGUAGAAGUCUAAUCAAUGAUGAACAUAUACAAAUGCUUAUUACUGAUAGUUAUAUAGGUCAAUUAUUAAUAGCUAAAUUAUGUCAAGAAUAUUCACAAAUACAUAAUGGUGGAAUGAAUGUUUUUCAUACACUUCAAUGUAUAAAUAGAUAUUUAAUAACAGAAUUAUUUGAUAUUGAGGAAUGUAUACCAACAUUAUGUAUUGAAAUAAAAGAAGAUUGGAAAAGAAAUUUUCAAAUUGUAGAAACAUUUUUAUCAAAUAAUAAUAUUGAUGGUUUUAUGAAAUCAUUAUAUAGUUUUGAUAAUCAAUUAUGUAGUUUUCGUUUUUCAAAUUGGAAAAAUCAUAUGGAAAUAAUUAAUACUUAUAUUGAACGUUAUAAACAACAAUAUAUGACAAGUCUUUUGCCAUUUUUUCGUGUUUAUAUAUCAAGAAAACAAUAUCCAUUUAUUUUUAAACCAAAUUAUCUUAUUCAACCUUUUUUUGAUCUUGUUACAUAUCCACAUUGGCGUCUUAUUAUUGCUAGUGCAUGUAUAUAUGAAAAAGAAAUUAUUAUGUGGCCUCUAGUUGAUGGUUAUUCUGGAUGGUAA